AUGAUUGUGGGUUGCAAAAAUGCAAACCCCAUUACAGAAAAGAAUUUGUUGGUGGCGAUUGUUACAGAGAAUCAGAAACUAGCAGUGAAAACGUCCAAGUUAAUAUUUUUGAAUCAUGAACAAAGGAACUGCGCGCCGCCGCUGUGGAGUACCGUCGAGAGUCCGAGGUCAUCGUCAUUUAACGGAUCUCAUCAACACCAUCGGGUGGUGAAUGGUGGUGGAUUGAAGCAAGUGACUGCAGAGAUUUUUCCAGCGGCUCAAACGGUAGUGCAUGGCUCAAAGAAAACAAAGAAUGUGCUCUAUUGUAGAGAAGGUCCACCAUAA
Sphenostylis stenocarpa is the source of this 324-nucleotide messenger RNA. NCBI's taxonomy places the organism in Eukaryota, Viridiplantae, Streptophyta, Magnoliopsida, Fabales, Fabaceae. The record is from the annotation of a GenBank genome assembly.